Molecule: messenger RNA, 2130 nt
Organism: Sitodiplosis mosellana (orange wheat blossom midge)
Lineage: Eukaryota; Metazoa; Arthropoda; Insecta; Diptera; Cecidomyiidae
Product: disintegrin and metalloproteinase domain-containing protein 12-like
Exons: 5
Coding region: 153-1952 (599 amino acids)
Biological process (GO): membrane protein ectodomain proteolysis
Molecular function (GO): metalloendopeptidase activity
Source: RefSeq, a predicted model, not a curated record
UUUGUUUUCGAUCAUUGAACAUUUCUGUCAUUUAAUUACUUUUUUUUGCUUCGUGUAGAGUGAACCGAAUUGUGCUUGGCUUUUUCAAUCCUUAGUUUGACAUUAUUCUCCCAGUUUAGACGAAUCCGAAUUGUACGAUUAGAUGAUUCAACAUGAAGGCAAUAUUUAUAAUUGCCUUGUUCGUCAUAAAUUUCACUGGUUUACUAGCAGGCAUCCAUUCAACAGUCAAUAUUCUUGAGCAGAAUGAAGCGAACGCCAAUUUUCAAGAGAAAAUACUGAGAAACACAUCUCUUUAUGUAGCAUCCGAUCAAGCAUUGUUACCCGUUCAAGAUCCGUACAAUUCCAAUAGGCAUUCUUCAAUCGUGGAAUUGGUACUCGUUGUCGACAAUGGUGUGUAUAGAAAAAUGGGCGAAAACCUUGACAAAGUUUACAAAUACUGCAAGAAUGUGACGAACAUAAUCAAUUCGUUGUACGUUCCGCUAAACAUUUUCGUUGCAUUGGUGGAUGUUGUUGUGUGGACGGAGCAAAAUGAAAUCAAAUUGUCCAGUAACGGCGACGAAACGUUGAAGAAUUUUCUGGCAUAUCGACGCAAAGUACUGUCGAAGGAUCAUCCAAAUGAUAACGCACAGCUAUUGACUGAAAUGGAAUUCGAGGGUGGUGUUGUUGGCAAAUCGCUGAAGGGACCAAUUUGUACAUUCGAAUUUUCUGGUGGUGUUGUGACUUUCUAUAGCGAAGUAAAGGCUGAAAAUGUCAGGAUGUUAGCAACAACAAUCGCACACCAAAUCGGUCAUAACUUUGGAAUGGAACAUGACACAGCCGAUUGCGAAUGUGGCGAUGAUCUAUGCAUUAUGUCAACUUCAGUACCAUCGACACCACCAACUCGAUGGAGUGACUGUAGCCUACAUCAGUUGAAUGAGGCACUUCAUCGCGGAAUGAAUCACUGUUUGAAAAAUAGCCCAACACGUUUGUUCGAUUCGCCAACUUGUGGGAAUGGUUUUGUUGAAACGGGCGAAGAGUGUGACUGCGGUCUGCCCAAUGUUUGCAAAAACCCCUGCUGUGACCCGAAAACCUGUAAACUUCAAUCGAAUGCUACUUGUGCAACGGGAAAAUGUUGCGAUUUGGCUACGUGUCAAGUAAAGCAGCCGAGUUUCGAAUGCCGAACGGCCGUUGGAGAAUGUGAUUUGCCCGAAUAUUGUGAUGGAACCAGCGAAUUUUGUCCAAUAAACUAUUUCAAACGCAACGCUAAUGAGUGUGACGGUGGUAAAGCGUAUUGUUACAAUGGCUCGUGCAAAUCACGCGAUGAUCAAUGCAAAGUGCUGUGGGGACCUUCAGGCAAAUCAUCUGAGCAGUGUUAUGUGAAAAAUACGGCCGGCUCACGGCAUGGAAAUUGCGGUUUCAAUAGAACCACAAACAUUUACACUGGUUGUGCCGAAGAAGAUAUUUUUUGUGGAAUGCUACAGUGCCGUCACUUAAGCGAACGAUUGGAAUAUGGCUUGGAAUCAGUGGCUGUUUUAUCGCAUAGUUUUAUAUCAUCUGGUGGCAAUAUUCUUCCGUGUAGAACGGCAACCAUUGAUUUGGGCUUGGAAACCGUCAAUCCUGGACUUGUACCAGAUGGAUCGAAAUGUAACGACGGAAAAAUGUGCGUGAAUCAAAAAUGCGUGACAAUCGACCCAAUCAAUGUACAAGACAAAGUGGAAAUGGGCGAAAAUGACUGCAAUGGACAUGGAGUUUUUGAAAACACUGGACAGUGUCAUUGUGAUAAAGAGUUCGCACCACCGUUCUGUGAUUCACCAGGCUUUGGAGGAAGUAUUUAUUCGGGACCCGCUCUGAAUCCAUACGGAAACGUGAAUGAAUCCACACAUUUAAAUCAGUCUGAUAAGCAAAGUAUAGAUCCCAUCACUGCAAACUCGUUCGACCAGCAAUCAACAGACGCUGAUGCACUCAAACAUUGAUACACAAGUAUAUUUCAUGUUGAUUCCGCUUUCAGCAUAGUUCAGCUGAACAAAUUAACUGGCAGCCGAACUCGCAAAUGAGAUAAGAAUUUGAAUGUAUCAAAUGUGAUAAGAAUACUAUAAUAGGCCAUAAGCGUACACAGGAAAUAAAUGAUGAACUUUUAAAAUUUCAGUAGAA